GUUGGGAUUCUCUUGGGCAGAUGAAGGCAUAUGGUCUUGAUUUAAAAUAUAAGUAGCAGAUAUUUUGAGAAUUUCUCUCAGCUUAUAGAAACGUUUGCCUUUACUUAAAAACCGACUACGGAUUGAUGGAAAGUUUCCUGGUCAAAGACGAAAGUGUUCAAUAUUUCAAUGGAAUAUAGACAAUUUUAAAAGUAGUGCCAAGCUGGGCUAGCUCGGCCUUCUUUGUGACCUAAUCCAAUCCUGAUCACAAAUCUAAAAAAAAGUUCUGACUAUUUUUAAAAUAAAGGAAGUUGCCAGCUGUAAAGAAUGAGAAACGUGCAAUGAAUAAAAUUAUGUAGUAAAAGCAUUUAAAAUUUCAAAUGUGGGGAAAAACCGCGGUAGGUACGGCCGGAGAAAGGACUUAAUCAAGUUUAUGAACAUUAUUAAUCUACGACUGUUUCAUGAAUUUAGCAUACAACCGUCGUUGGUAACCGGUCGUUUGAAAGGUGUUUUGGGUACACGUGUUGUACGCGCACGUGUCAAUGUGUACUGUUUAGUUUUGGGAAAUGACAACAAAAUGACCAGCAGGAGGGCAGACGAAAAUGGCUCCGGACCGACGAAAUCUGGGAAAAGGAAGAGGAAGACUGAACCAUCGGGCUUUGUUCCAACGGAAGUCAACCCUGCUUAUCGUGAGGAGAGUUUCAAAGAGGCAUUUGGAGGUGCAUUCAGGAAACAGGAAUCGUGUGAGCACGAAAAUGAAGCAACUUUACUCAGGGAUCCCUUCAGCUGUUGCGUUCUGCCAAACUUUGUGAAGGACGAGGCCUUCUUGCAAGGCUUGAAAGACGAACUCUUGGAUCUACCCUUUGAAGAAAAGUCCAACGACCUUUACAAAUUCCAACAGUCCGGUGCGCUUCAAAAUUUCUCCUCCCCACACAUCAUAGGAUUGAGAAAAUUCCUGUAUGAAGAUUUUUUGGCUUGGCUGAGGAACGUCACCUGUAUACCUUUAGAUGACACUGUGGAUAUGACCUGCUCCAAGUACAACUACACGGAUAGUCUGUUAUGUCAUGACGAUGAGCUGGGAGGAAGGAGGAUUGCAUUCAUCCUGUAUCUUGUCCCACAAUGGGAGGAGGAAGACGGCGGGGCACUGGACCUCUUCACUAUCGAUGCGCAUGGCCAGCCCAGCCAUGUCGUGAAAUCCCUGCUGCCAAAAUGGAAUAACUUUGUCUUCUUUGAGGUCACGCCGAGGUCAUUUCAUCAGGUUGCAGAGGUACUAUCUCAAGAUAAAUGCCGUUUGUCUGUCAGUGGGUGGUUCCAUGGACCCCGUGUGGAUAGGCCGACACCAUACGUUGAACCCAGGAUACCACUCCAGUCUUACUGUACUAUUGAGGAGGAUGAGAUCUUUGAUUGGAUCAACCCUUUAUACCUGGAUGUCCUGAACCAGUCAGAAAUCCAGGAUCGAUUUACCGAUGACUCUGAAAUUCAGCUGGAGAACUUCUUGCAGAAGGAGAAAUAUGAGCUGGUUAGUAAAGCCCUGGAAAGCAGUGACGUCAGGUGGCAGAAGAUUGGACCUGCCAAUAAACGAAGUUACGAGACAGCUGACAUGUCGACGUUACCGCAGGUCUUGCAGGAUUGCCUUGCCGUGCUGCAGUCGGAGCACAUGUUCCUCACCCUGUCAAACUUCACCGGUCUUAAGUUGCACGAGAACGCUCCGAACAACGACAGCGAUGAUGAAGACGAUGGUGAUGAUGAUGAUUGUGGGGAGGAGGCGGGGGAGGAAAUCAAUGAUGAAACUUCUGGGGGAGAUGCAAACUCUGCAGAUGGAACUACAGGGGAGGAUGGAGUUGUCAUAGUCAAUUCACCCAGAGCGAGUAAUCCAAGAUGCCGGGCCCAGGUCAGGCGAUGGCGACACGGCUGCUACACCCUGCUGCAUGACACGGACACCGAAGGAUCAGAGUUUGCGUUGGAUGCUGUCAUCCACUUCAACUGCCCUGAAGAUUUGCAGACGGAUCAUGGGGGUUACAUUUCCUACAUAGCCAAGGCAGAAGAUGAAGAGCUUCUCAGUGUGUCACCUGAGAACAACGGCCUUUCGCUGGUCUACCGCGACAAGGAAACACUGAGAUUUGUCAAACACAUCAACCAUAGGUUCACUGAGUGCCACAGUGAGGGGGACAGGGAACCAGUUAUCUACGACAUACAACUCGUGUACUAUGAGUAGCGAGCACCGGCUAUCUACCACGUAUAAGAUGGACCCUACCGGAUUUGGGCAUAUGCCCCGCCCACUUUUGGGUUGUGUACAUUCCCACAGUGCUUAUGACCCAGUUUGACCCAGCUUUCUUGGUCACUUGACCAGAAGUCAGUAUCUGAUUGGUCAAUGCGCACUAUUUGCCUGACAGGCAGGAGUUCAUAACAUGUUGUGAGGAAAAGCUUCAAUUGAGAAACUCAUACCAUCUAGUUCCGUCGUCCUUGCUAUGUUUCAACCAGAUGCAACAUGGUAGUAGUCUGAGUAUCAUCCAUUGUUUUGGGAGCCCCCAAGCUCAGCAAUAAUGUCUGAUAUGUAUGCGACCUUUGCUAAUUUUAAGUGACCCCUGCGCCCCAGCCAAUUGGAGUCGACUUUAGAACUUGUGACGUCAUUUCAUGAAGAAACGCGAACAAGCUGUUUAUUUUCUGCCAUGUUGUUUUUAAUAUAAUAACGGGUUACCGAUGACCUGAUGGAAAGCUUGUUGAUUGGUCAGAAUCUGGAGGUCAAGACGCAGUCUUGUUUUGCAUAAUUAAUCGUUGAAUCUGAAUCCAUUGAAUCAUAGACGCUUGUUACAAUAAAGGAAUGGUAGGGGUUAAGUGUACUGAGGAAAAAUCCACUGCCCCUCAUUUUCUAUAGAAGCCCUCUUUAUACAUCGGGGUCAUUUUUAGCUUAAAGUGGGGUAAACAUUUUCAGUUUGAUAUCACGAGACAAAGAAAUGUGUAUAUCAUUACUUAAUUGUAUGCUUUUUAUUCAUUUGAUAAAAUAAAAAUGCAGGUGCUGAAAUACA
Patiria miniata (bat star) is the source of this 3005-nucleotide messenger RNA. RefSeq names its product prolyl 3-hydroxylase OGFOD1-like (gene ogfod1). The transcript is spliced from 14 exons. The record is from RefSeq and is a predicted model, not a curated record. Gene Ontology annotation, biological process: regulation of translational termination; peptidyl-proline hydroxylation. Gene Ontology annotation, cellular component: cytoplasm. The coding region runs from base 413 to 2194 and encodes 593 amino acids. Lineage: Eukaryota; Metazoa; Echinodermata; Asteroidea; Valvatida; Asterinidae. Gene Ontology annotation, molecular function: iron ion binding; peptidyl-proline dioxygenase activity; L-ascorbic acid binding.